This is a messenger RNA of Arabidopsis arenosa, 1488 nucleotides long. The record is from the annotation of a GenBank genome assembly. NCBI's taxonomy places the organism in Eukaryota, Viridiplantae, Streptophyta, Magnoliopsida, Brassicales, Brassicaceae.
CUAUCACGAGAACUCUCUGUUAACGUCUCACGUCACCAUCAAAUCUAACAAAACACAGAAACUAUUUUGUUCUCUAAUUUUUUUUUGUUAUUUGAUUUUUUCAUUUUCUGGGUUAAAUCAAAUGGGAACAAUAGAGAUGGAUCCAAAACUGAAUGAUCUCUCUCAAAUCCUCCCUCGUGUCCUCGUCGUUUCUAGACGCACCGUUCGUAAAAACAAAUUCGUCGAUUUCGUUGGUGAAUAUCAUCUUGAUUUGAUAGUACGUUACGGAUGUGUACCAGUGAUUGUACCAAGAGUAACUGGUGUUCACAUGUUACUUGAGAGCUUUAAACCAAUUCAUGGAGUUUUACUUUGUGAAGGAGAAGAUAUUGAUCCUUCUCUUUAUGAAUCUGAAAUAUCUUCUCUUUCUCCUGAAGAGCUUCAAGAGAUUAGAGAAACACAUGCUAGUGAUACAGCUAUUGAUAAAGAGAAAGAUUCUAUUGAGUUAGGUCUUGCUAAGCUUUGUCUUGAACAGAACAUUCCUUACUUAGGAAUCUGCAGAGGAUCACAAAUUUUGAAUGUUGCUUGUGGUGGGACUCUUUAUCUAGAUUUAGAGAAAGAACUUACGAAUAAGUUACCGGAAGAACGUAGAACGAAUCAUAUCGAUUAUGAUAAUUAUGAUGGACAUAGACAUGUUGUGAGGAUUGUUGAGAACAGUCCACUUCAUUCUUGGUUUAAAGAUUCAUUGGAUGGUGAUAAAAUGGAGAUUUUGGUUAAUAGUUAUCAUCAUCAAGGUGUUAAGAGAUUGGCACAGAGAUUUGUGCCAAUGGCGUUUGCUUCUGAUGGGUUAAUGGAAGGUUUUUACGAUCCGGAUGCGUAUAAUCCUGAAGAAGGGAAGUUCAUAAUGGGUUUGCAGUUUCAUCCAGAGAGAAUGAGACAACAUGAUCUUGAUGAGUUUGAUUAUCCUGGUUGUCCUGCUGCUUAUCAGGAAUUUGCAAAGGCGGUGAUUGCGUAUCAGAAGAAGCUUAAUAGCUCAUUGUCGGUUCCAAAGACAUUGAAGCUUGAUACUGAAAUGGAGAAUAAAAGAAAGAUACUUGUUAGGAGUUUCUCACUUGCUAAGUAUAUGUACGUUAGAGGAGCACCAGGGAAGAACUCAUCAAAAGAAUCAGAACUCGAAGUUGGAGCCGAGUUUCUUGAGUCCAACACGGCGCUAAGCGCGGAGCAAGAGAUGAGGCUGAAGGAGAUGGGAGCGACGGUGAGGAAUGGAGGAUCAUAUAUGAAAAAGUUGAAAGUAGACGAGGAUAAGAAGAGGAUGGCGAGGAACAUGAUGAACAAAAUGAACAUAGAGCAACUCUCAGAGCUUAUGGCAUUUUAUCAUUUAAUGGGUAAUAUCUGUGGAGAAGUUUUGGAGAGAAAGCUUCAAGGCAAUGUCAACGAAUGCUUGAAGGAUCUGUGAGUUUCUGAUGAAUGAAACGCAUGCAGAGGAUGCUUUAAGAAAGAAAGGCCACUUUU